This is a messenger RNA of Trichomonas vaginalis G3, 232 nucleotides long. RefSeq lists its product as uncharacterized. NCBI's taxonomy places the organism in Eukaryota, Parabasalia, Trichomonadida, Trichomonadidae. The transcript has a single exon. The record is from RefSeq and is a predicted model, not a curated record. The annotation marks the transcript as partial.
AUGUCUAGCGAUUUCGCUAUCUAUAUUCGAGACAAGCUUUUCGACAGCAAAACAUCUGUCGACCAUAAAAUCUUACAUAGUGUAAACAAGAAAGGUGAAUUUGUUCUAAAGUUCUGUUUCUGGGAAUAUGACAAGAACCAUAAAACAUUAGGCAGAGAAGUCUUAAAAUUUGUCAAUGACAGACUUGUUGACAGAGAUGACGCCUCUUGGAAAGAUGAAGUCCAACAAAAUU